Molecule: messenger RNA, 8335 nt
Organism: Polypterus senegalus (gray bichir)
Lineage: Eukaryota; Metazoa; Chordata; Cladistia; Polypteriformes; Polypteridae
Product: potassium voltage-gated channel subfamily H member 7-like
Exons: 17
Coding region: 541-4143 (1200 amino acids)
Biological process (GO): membrane repolarization during action potential; potassium ion transmembrane transport
Cellular component (GO): membrane
Molecular function (GO): inward rectifier potassium channel activity
Source: RefSeq, a predicted model, not a curated record
GAGAAAGUCCUGCACAAAUGUGCUCGAGUAAGCAAGGCUGUGGGCUGUGCAGAAAACCCUAAGGGGUAACGUCACUCCCCCUCGGCAGAUCUGCCUCAGCCUUCCAUUCCCAACCAUCACAUCGCUUUAGAGAACAGAGAGAACGCAUCCAUAUUCAGUUCACUUUGCAAUGUUUAGCAUAAGAAAGCCUGAUCCAACCAUUUUUAUUCCCAUGCUCCGGUGUCGACUGGGAGCUCACUACAGUCGCGGAAAUGCAGCCAGACAAAGGGAUCUGUAGAUAGAGGGUGAGAGAGAGAGAGAGAGAGAGAGAGAAAAGAAGAAGAACAAGAAGAGAGAGAGAGAGACACACAGAGAAAGAGAGAGAGAAAAGACGAGUGAUCAUCUGUUUUUAAGUGGGGGAGAUUUCUUUCACUUGAACGGAUAAUGAUUUGCAACAAAGGGCGGACAAUCGAGCCACAGCGACUGUAACUUCAACAAGGGACACCUAACAGGCAGGCAGGCUUGUUUACAAGAGGAGCGCUUCGGCAGACCUGCUCAAUCAUGCCUGUUCGGAGAGGUCAUGUUGCACCACAGAACACAUUUCUGGGCGUUAUUAUACGGAAAUUUGAAGGACAGAAUAAAAAAUUUAUAAUUGCCAAUGCCAGAGUGCAGAAUUGUGCAAUCAUCUACUGCAACGAUGGAUUUUGUGAAAUGACAGGCUUCUCGAGACCAGAUGUCAUGCAAAAGCCGUGCACCUGCGACUUUCUCCACGGUCCGCACACUAAGAGACAUGAUAUUGCUCAAGUUGCUCAGGCACUGCUUGGGUCGGAGGAAAGAAAAGUGGAAAUUACAUACCACCGAAAAGACGGUUCCCUUUUUCUAUGUAACACACAUAUAAUCCCGGUGAAGAAUGAAGAAGGUGUGGUGAUGAUGUUCAUUUUAAAUUUUGAUUAUGUGCUGGAGGAGGAAAGCAGCGACUCAUUGGAGAGACUCAACCAUACAUCACCUGGCAAAUUAGAACAUUGUAAAGGAAGGUUUUUCCGGUUGCGGCUGCCUGGACUGAGACUGCUAGGUACUGCUAAACAGUCACUUCCACAGGAGGACCCAGAUGCUGUCAUGGUAGAUGCUCCAAAACAAAGUGAUGACUCUGUUGCCAUGAAACACUUCAAAACCCCCACAAAGGAAAGUUGCUCCCCUUCAGAUGCAGAUGAUACAAAAGCAUUAAUAGGAUCCAGUCCAUGCCCAGCUUUGGUUAACAUUUCAGGACCUCUUGAUCAUUCAUCACCUAAACAGCAAUGGGAUAAGUUAUACCCGGACAUGCUGGAGUCAAGGGCAUGCCUCAGUCAUGCCAGAUCGAAGGAGAGCAUUUGCAGCAUGAGACGAGCUUCUUCAGUUCAUGAUAUUGAAGGCUUUCGUGUCAACGCAAAGAGUGUGUUCAGAGACAGGCAUGCAAGUGAAGACAAUGGUCGCAAUAUCAAAGUUUCCCGUUCCUGGAUGGCAGGGGGGCCUUUCAAUCAUAUAAAGUCCAGCCUCCUUGGUUCCACUUCAGAUUCAAACCUCAACAAGUACAGCACAAUAAAUAAAAUCCCUCAAAUUACAUUAAACUUUUCUGAUGUAAAAAAUGAGAAGAAGACAUCAUCACCUCCUUCUUCUGAGAAAACUAUUAUUGCUCCCAAAGUCAAAGACAGGACUCACAAUGUCACAGAGAAAGUUACACAGGUCUUGUCUUUAGGAGCAGAUGUGCUGCCAGAAUACAAACUUCAGACUCCUCGUAUUAACAAGUUCACCAUACUUCAUUACAGUCCGUUUAAGGCAGUGUGGGAUUGGCUUAUUCUGAUUUUAGUUAUUUACACGGCAAUAUUCACGCCAUACUCAGCAGCUUUUCUUUUGAAUGACCAGGAGGAGCAAAAACGAAGACAGUGUGGCUAUUCCUGCAGUCCACUCAAUGUCGUGGACUUGAUGGUGGAUAUCAUGUUCAUCAUUGAUAUUCUUAUCAACUUCAGAACAACUUAUGUGAACUUGAAUGAAGAGGUAGUUAGCGACCCAGCAAAAAUAGCAAUUCAUUAUUUCAAGGGCUGGUUCCUGAUUGACAUGGUUGCUGCAAUACCAUUUGACCUACUUAUUUUUGGAUCAGGGUCAGAUGAGACUACCACUUUAAUUGGACUUCUGAAGACAGCUAGACUGUUACGAUUGGUGAGAGUAGCCCGGAAACUGGACCGCUACUCCGAGUAUGGCGCUGCUGUUUUGAUGCUGCUGAUGUGUAUUUUUGCCUUGAUUGCUCACUGGCUUGCAUGUAUUUGGUACGCCAUUGGGAACGUGGAAAGACCUUACCUUACCCAUAAAAUUGGAUGGCUGGACUCUUUGGGACAGCAGAUUGGCAAGCGCUACAACAGCAGUGAUGCCAGCUCAGGACCCUCCAUUAAGGAUAAAUAUGUAACAGCACUUUAUUUCACCUUCAGCAGCCUGACGAGUGUUGGAUUCGGCAAUGUUUCUCCAAAUACCAACUCAGAAAAAAUCUUCUCCAUUUGCGUCAUGCUAAUUGGCUCAUUAAUGUACGCCAGUAUUUUUGGGAAUGUCUCAGCAAUUAUCCAGAGGCUCUAUUCGGGCACAGCACGGUACCACAUGCAGAUGCUGCGAGUAAAAGAGUUUAUUCGAUUCCAUCAGAUCCCCAAUCCGCUUCGCCAGAGGCUCGAAGAGUAUUUCCAGCAUGCUUGGACUUACACCAAUGGCAUAGACAUGAACAUGGUUCUAAAGGGGUUUCCAGAGUGUCUGCAGGCUGACAUUUGCCUUCAUCUUAACCAGAAUUUGCUCCAGAACUGUAAGGCAUUUAAAGGAGCAACAAAAGGUUGCCUGAGAGCUCUGGCAAUGAGGUUCAAAACAACACAUGCGCCCCCUGGAGACACUCUGGUCCAUGGCGGAGAUGUCCUGACUGCACUUUAUUUCCUUUCCCGAGGCUCAAUUGAGAUCCUAAAGGAUGACAUUGUGGUUGCAAUUCUCGGAAAAAAUGACAUCUUUGGAGAAAUGAUCCACCUGUAUGCGAAGCCUGGAAAAUCAAAUGCAGAUGUUCGAGCGUUGACAUAUUGUGACCUACAUAAAAUUCAAAGAGAAGAUCUCCUGGAAGUUCUUGACAUGUAUCCAGAAUUUGCGGAUUACUUCUUAACAAACCUGGAACUCACGUUUAACCUCCGAGAUGAAACGUCAAAGCCUGCCACCUUUAUGCAAAGCAUUGAUUCAGAAGGGGAAGAUUCAAAAGUUAGAAGGAGGAAGAUUUCUUUUAAACGGAAAACAGACACAGGAGAAAGCAGUAAAACUGUUGGUGAAACCCCUGAAGACAAGGUUUUCUAUACCUUCUGUUCAAAGAGGGACAUUGAGGAAAGAAAAAGUAGUUCCUCAUCUUUUUCUACCUCUGGAGAUGAAAAGAAGAAGUCAAUGAGUCCAGCAAUUAUAGGGUUUCCAUCAGCAAUAGGUCACAAAAAUGAACUUGGAUUUGUAGAGGCAUCUGUGAUUCCAGCCAGGAGCAUGAUUGAAAGAAGAAGUCAUUCUUUCAAAGAGCUUAGAGAUACAGGAUGGGAAUGUGAAUAUCAAAAGGAAUGUCCAAAUGAAUCAGCACAAUCAGCCUUAUCUCAGAUAGCAAGAGGAGCUUCUGAAACAGAAAGUGAUAUCACAUAUGGAGAAGUUGAGCAGCGGCUGGACUUGCUACAAGACCAGCUGAACAGGCUGGAAGCACAAAUGACUGGUGACAUUCAAGCAAUCCUGCAAAUGCUGCAGCGGCAGGUCGCCAGUGGUCCUCCCGCAUACAGCAUGGUGACCUCCAUUUCUGAGUAUCAGAGGCCAGCCAUCCGAGUGCAACCUGUAGCAGCUAUUAAGACUGACUGUAGCUUCAGACCUUCAUCCCAGAGCCCAGAGUUUUUGGAGCUGGAAAAAGCCACCGUCAAAUCCAAAGAAUCCUUGUCCAGUGGAGUACACUUGAACACUGCGUCUGAAGAGAAUUUAGCUUCCUUAAUGGAGCAGGACCAUGACCAAACGACGCCGUUUUAUAGCCAGCCAUCCAAGACGCUGCUUCUUCCAAUCAGACAUCCUUCUCUGCCAGACUCAUCUCUUAGCACCGUAGGAAUGUUAGGCCUUCACCGGCAUGUUUCAGAUCCUGGUCUUCCUGGGAAAUAACCACAAUCCAAACGCUCCACCCUGGCACCUAUCGUGGCCGUUUGUAUUUGCUACAAAUGGAUUCUUCUUACGUUUGACUCAGGGGUCUAUAAAAGGAUACUGUCAUAUGCAAGAAUACUGUAGAUUUUACAAACUUUGUAAGCUUUCAAGUUUUGCUCAAAAAUUAAAACGUGUAUAAAGAACAAAAAAGAACAAAAAUAAAUUUGUAUGCAUUUCCGACGCAUCACUGCCAGCAACAGAAGGCACCUUACAUGCUAGUUCAAGACACACAGUGCAUGUUAGGAACUGUUUGAUGUUGCAUGUGGUUUCAAUCUAAGGAUUUACUUCAAGGAGAGUCCAUUUUAAUGUCUGCAUGUUUUAUAGGCAAUUUGUUUUUUAUUUGUACAGACAAAAAAAAAAAAAAACUUCUUAAACCAAACUGUUAAAAAGCACAGAAGCUUAAAAUAUUCACCUCCCAAGUGAUCAGAAUUGCGCCUUGUACUCCUUAUUUUUUUUUUUUUAAAGUAAUGUUUAUGGGAAAAAUGUCUUCAAGAAAAAAGAAAAAAAAUCUUUAAAUGUUUAAGAAAACAAACAAAGGCUUUAAAGCCAAAGCAAUAAAUGUGCCUGAAUGACGUUUCAGAGGCAACACGAAGUAUCUAAGAAUGACCUUAUUAUGAAUUGUAACUGAAGUGCACUACAGGAUUUCUUCCAAAAAUCAACACAAAAGAUUUCACAAUUACAACUCACGCGGACACAUUACACGGACGGCAGUUAGUGAUGUUUCAUAAGCUUUUACCAUUCAUUUCAAUACAUAUCAUUUGUUAAAAAAAAAAUAAAUAAAUAAUAAUGUGUUAACUGUUCAUCUAUCCAACACUCAAUGGGACAGGAAUAAGAACAAUGGAGCAGCAGCAGCAGCUGAACCGUUCUCAAGUGUUUAAGCCCGUCUCUGGACAUCCACCAUACCAGAUCAAGACGUGUACACUUGGAGGCAUUUUCAAUUUAGGCAGACAAACAACAAUGGCGUUUGUUAGUACAGUAUUGGUGAAGACACGCAAGAGAGUUUACGAUUAAACAGCCUCACCUACACAGAGGGAGCUCCAGAAAUGGCUGAUCUUAUUAACGGGCCUGUUAAAGAGUUAGUUGUUUUUUUUUAUAUAAAUUAAAGCUUUUGCAUGUACUUGCACAAUCUUAAAAUCAUUUGAGAUACUAAAUCUGUAAUUUAGCAAUGCACAAUGUCUGUCCAUAGCCUCCCCAAUAUUCUAUAUUUCUGGCGCCGACUUUUAAGCAUCUUUCUGAUUAGUGACGGCAUACAUUCAAAUAUGCUAGAUGUAUUAUUUCAAGCCAUCUUCCAAACCCGCUGCUUACCCGGAGCUCAGGGCAGCUGAAGCCAAUCCCAGCAACCUGGGCCACAGCAAAGUCCAAAGUUUCCUUGAAUUCCAAAUUCAAUUUUUAUUUUCCCGUAGUCCUGAUAUGGAGAGAAAUCAGGCUGAAUAAUCGACGAGGCACUCAAAGCACUGCCAGAUACCUGAAGCAUAGGCGUCAAUGUUAAACACGCAAUCUCCGUAGAAAACCACAAGCACAGAUAUUCAGUCAAGAGCUUGGACACACACACACACACACACACACACACAUUCAGAUGAGAGAAUUGUUUUGUUUUGUUUUGUUUUUAAAUCAAGAUACUAUUUAUUUAAUUUAAAAGUACACGCAGGACAUUACUACUACUUGAAAUGGCAGAUUUUUAAUUUAAUAUUCCCAUAGGAUUGCAAAGCUCCAUUUUCAGCAGCCACUCCUUCAUCGUCCUAAUUGUCAACUCCCUUAGCUUAUCCUUAGGCAGGUGCUAAUGACAACAUUUAUUUCUAUAACACGUUUUCAUAUAAAUGAUGUAGCUCAGUGCUUUACAAGGAAAAGAAAGAGUAAAAAGACAAAAUUAAUAAUAAUAGAAUUAGGGAACACUAAUUAACAUAGAAUAAAAGUAAGGUCCAAAGGCCAGGGAGGACAGAAAUAAAAAAAAAAAAAUCUGCAGGGGUUUCAAGGCCACAAGACCACCCAACCCACACUGGGCAUGGUAACUAAUUAAUUAUUAGAUUCAUUCAUGCUAACUGGUUAUUAGAGAAACCUUUGUAACUGGCAUUAGCACCACUGAAACCUGUCACUUUCCACUUGGGUUGUAAUAGACUGGCAUGCCUGAAGUGCAGCUCUGGGUUCUAAAAUGGCCAAAAAGAAAUCGCCUUCAUAACAGAAGAGAUCAGUCAAGCUAUAUAUAAUAAAUCUCGACUGAUACGUUCUGUAUCAGAUAUAUAUUGUAUUAAUUUUUUCACUUAAUGAAAGAUACCCCCAUGUGUUCAAUUGCCAAGAAACAGAAGAGAUCAUACAAAACGGUGUCUGCUACGGUCUUGAGGAGAGAGGAACUGCAACUAACAGGCUAGAAAAAGAAGGGGAAGGCACGGACAUACAACUGCAUAAGCCUCUGUAGUCGGGUCCUCACCUGGCAUCUGCCUUCAAUAGAUGCCAAAUAAAAUUCCAGCAUCGCCUGCAACAGAGAAAAAGCAACACCGGGAUGCUGACCAGAACAGACUUUUCCAGUUCUCUUUUGUUCAAUGCCUCUGUUCUUUUGCCCAUUUUAAUCUUUUCUUUAUUUACCAGUUUUAGACGUGGCAUUUUCUUUGAAAUUUUGGCUCUUAGACCAGUAUCCCAGCAUCAUCUAUUCUCUGCUCCAUAGAAGAAGCCAACUGAGGACCUGUGAGGUGUUUGUCCUUAUAUCUUGCAGUUCUAUAAUCGAGGUCUUUCCCUUCAUGUUGUAUUCUUGUUAGAUCCACUUCACCAUCUUCCCUCAAGACACUGAGGCACACGGCCGUUUGAAAUCUUCUGUCACUUGGAAAGUCCUUCAUUCUGAAAGAGAGAGAAGGACCCCAGAUCACACCGUAUUGACAUGUCUGAUGAGAAAGCGAUUUCAUUUAAGCCAUUUCCAGACUCACAACUGAACUUUUGGGAUGCAUGGUACUGGCAUUCCUAGAGAAGAGGACUCAGUGGCACUAAUGCACUUAAAAGGUUUCUCUAAUAACCACAGCUGACCAUUAAGACACUGAAGGAACGGCUGCUGAAAAUGGGGUUUUGUACCCAUCGUUUGACUACUACCGCCUUGGCUGCAUUAAGUUACUUUUAAUGUUUUUUUUUUUUAAAUUCUCUCUCUCUCAAAAGUAUCAAAUUCAAACAAAGACAAAUGCGUGUCCAGACUGCUGGUGCAUAUACAACUUUUUUGCUCAUAAUAAUAUCUUCCUCAUGUUAAAUUACAGUAAAUGAGAUCAGGAAUAUGCCUUUAAUAUUGAAUUCUUUGUAUUCCUCUCUGUAAACCACGGUCUGAAUCGGCUCACGCCACUCCGGGUAGGCAGCAGGAGAUGCCAGGCCAGGACCAGCGCCCCACUUGGGGUUGGUUCACCACACCAGGUGAAUUUCAAGUAGCAAUUUGGUCCAUGAUGCACCUCUGAGAUGUGGAGAAGAUUGCACAAAGUAGAUUACAAUUACCAUUUGUAUUAAAAAAAUAAAGCAUGCUAGAAAAUUCACUUCCGAUUAUGAACAAUAUGACGUCUUCCUUUAUAAUUUGUUGGUUUCUUCUUACCAUCAAUUCAAACUUCCUCGUAACUUGCUUAUUUCUGAACUAUGUAAAUACAAAAAAAACGAAUAACUGAAAACUAUUUAAAGACAAACUGGACGGAUGGCAGUAUAUCCACGUUAUGGCCAAGUGGGCUGCAGACUUGUCGGUUUCUCCUAACGUGGUCACGUCUGAACAGUCGUCUCGACCGUCUCCAGGCUGCUGAACAAAUCCACUCUUGUUGCUCUGCUCCAGUAUUUAGCAGGCCGACAGGUACGGGUCUGGUACCAGUACUCCCACCGACCGCCACACCAAACCCCCACAAUAAUGCAUCAACACGUAUGAAACACAAACAGUAUGAUCUGGUCAGGCUGGAAAAGGAAGAACUCACUUUAACAAAGAUCCUUGAAAAUUGCCUAUUUUUGCACAUUGUCAAUUUAGUAGUAUUUGGGGAAAAAGUUGAUUUUUUUGAUCUUCGUGGAACACACUUGUUUUUAAGCAUUUAUAAAGUCUGCCACUGUAUGACAUUUUAUACAAUGUAACACUUUAACAGCUGAUUAUUUGAAUGUUUCUUUUCCUAAACAAAUUGUGUGUUCAAUUGAAAGAAUGAAAAAAAAAAAAAAA